Messenger RNA from Petromyzon marinus (sea lamprey), 2827 nucleotides. Its product is annotated as cyclin-J-like. The record is from RefSeq and is a predicted model, not a curated record. NCBI's taxonomy places the organism in Eukaryota, Metazoa, Chordata, Hyperoartia, Petromyzontiformes, Petromyzontidae.
AAACCGCAUAUUUCUAAAUGUGAAGUGAAAAAAAUGUCCCAUUGUCUGUGCAUGGGUUUCUGUGGCUGAUGACAUCAAUUGAUCUCAUUGUUGCUGAGAGUUCUCCCUAAUAAGUCAUUAAAAGGUUAAAGAGGGCACAAAUUACAUUCCAUACAGGUGUGGUUGGAAAGACAAUAUAUUAUCUGGUCUCAGAUUGCGCUAAUCUCACAUUCCAUUGCAUUUAAACUCUUAGCCUGCACCAAGAGCCAUCUCUUCAUAAGCCAAACAUUGCUCUGGAACCACAAUAGAGUAUACUGGAAAUGAGUCUGGAGUUCUAAAUUGCAAAAGCAGUUUCAUUAUUCCAAAGCACGUGCCUGUCCAAGUAAUAAACUCUUGAGCACGAGGCGCGAGCGACGAACCAAGACAUGGACAAAAGCGAAUGGUGGCAAGGAGAGUUGGCAGAUGACAUCUACCGUGUUCUUCGAGAGAAGGAGCUGUCACUGCCUCGGUUUUGCGCACGCUCGCCCCAGCUGCACCUGCGUCGCUACUUCGUUGACCUCCUGGCAACACUGAGCGAGCACCUGCAGCUGAGUGUGGCCACGCACCACCUGGCCAUCUCAAUGUUAGACAUGUUCAUGGACCGGCACAACAUCACCGUCCGCUGCCUCUAUACCUGCUCAAUCUGCUGCUUAAUUAUAGCAGCCAAGUUUGAGGAGAAGAUUGAGCAGGUGCCACGACUGGACUGGGUGAACCGCCUGGAGGUGAUGACCAAGCGAGGACUGAGUCUGUCCAAGAAGGAAUUGCAACAGACGGAGUUCAUGCUGCUGCGUACAUUCAACUGGAACCUGUGCAUGCCGACAGCGGCGCACUACGUGGACUACUUCCUGUGGCUGACGCAGCGUGAGGACACCUCGGCUGGAGGCUCAAACGGCCACCAACAGUCGUCCUUGUCCUACCAGCACGCGUACAUGAUCAAGUACAUGGCCCACUUCCUUCAGCUCUCCCUGCAAGACCACGUAUUCCUGAGUUUCCGUCCAUCCGUGGUGGCGGCUGCAAGCAUAGCAUUGGCCCGUAUGGGGGUGAAGCUGGCCUCUGCGUGGACUCUGCACAUGCAGCACUGCACCGGCCUUGCCUGGGAGAUGCUCCUGCCAUGCGUGUCGCAGCUGAUUUGUAAAUACAACUUCAACUCGAAGCAGGUUAUGGAGUUUAAGGAAAAGCCUGCUGUCCACUCUGAGCGGCCCUCCCACUCAGCCUCAGCCUCAGCCGUACCACAUGUGCCUCUUCACCAGUCAACUAAACAGCAGCAGCCGCCACAGCAGCAGCGCUGGGUACUCAAGCUGUGCCCACGCAGCAUCGUGCCAGCCAAGCAUCCGGUGCCAAAGCCGGUGCAGAUGCUACGGCCACCUGUGGAGGUGGGUCAGGAGAUGGAGCCGCUGCUGUUCUGCAAAGAGACCCUUGGCAACACUUCGGAUAACCACGAUAUGGCCGCACAAGCCGUGUGUCAGCAGGAAUCUGGCCAUAAAGCCACACAACAGAUAGAUCAGCAGGCUAUACAGUGCUUGAUAUUGCGUUCUCGGCAGGGCACCGAUUUGAGGAAUGCAGAACACAGAGCAGGUGUUGGUCAAAGCUCAGCUCGUCGGAGCUUUGGUCAGCAAGCUGGGGUGUCCAGCGAGCCUGUAGAUUACCAGCAAUCAAAGCGUCGCAAAAUCUCCGCGACGGUUGCAAACUUAAAGUAACGAGGCGUCAUGCCGCAUGCCUCCAUGAUAUCGCAAACCGACUUCCACUGGUCAAGAGGCCAGCCAAACGCCAACAAAUAGGGGGUUGGCCUUCAGUUAAAAGCCAUGCUGUUCGACCCAGCUCCGCUCUGGCCAUUUAUAUUUGGCCAUAAAAUAAAAUGGACAAAUAGACAAGUCAAAAAUGUCUUCAAGCUUAAGUGAGCAUUGAUUGAGGCUUAUUUUCAUGGGAGUUUCUUAGCCAAUUAAGAUAUUUUCAGGACAUGUCUAUGAAGCUAUCGUUGCCUUUCCACAAAGCGGUACUUAUUGCAUCAAUCCCGGAGGAAUAAUUGUAGAAUCUACCUCUGUGUGGGAAUUGAACUGGAAGCCUUCUAGUUAUAGGUUGGACACUUUAUCAUUGCGCUACACUGAACAACAUUACCAAAUACACUGAACAUAAUGUGCCAUCUGUUUAGCCAUAACAAUAAUUGAGAAAAAAUAACCAUGCAUGGAAUUUGUACCAAUCUCAUGUCUCUGUUUCGGGGCAUAGCGUUAGCACAAAGCCACCCAGACACUUCCAUUAAACAGUGCGAACUAUGUUUCUACUUGUUUUUUUUAUAUAUAUUACGUCCUUAUCACUUACGCACCUCUCAGAAAGAAUGUGUAUUAAGAAAAUGACGUGUAAUUAUAGGGAUGACAAAGUCCGGUUCGCAGUUUUCUGCAUCGACAUGUAAACAUACUGCUACAGAUAGGUGUAAUGCUGUAAUUUCAUUGUGGGGAAUUAUUUACACUUUAAAUGGCACAUUUAAUCCUGUGUGUGACUGGGUGACAGCAUUUAGAUUCAGAAUCUCUUUUGCAUAUGAGGCAAGGGUAUAAUUAAUUGUUUUAUACUAUUAUUAAUUUAUAAUUAUUUUUGUCACUGAUAAAACGGUCUUCCUGCUCAAACGAUCAUGGCAUGAUAUUCGUAUUUGUGGUCCUGAUCCAGUGUUGGUAAUUCCUUUAAUAUCACCAACACAAAGUUUUAAAAUCUGUAAUUGAUAAGAAAACUCUAGCAUAACAAUGCAUGUUGGAAAAUCAUGUUUGACUUGCAAAUAAACAUCAGCGGUUCCUUAAGGAGUGCAUUGUGGUUAUCUUAC